This is a messenger RNA of Lactuca sativa (garden lettuce), 883 nucleotides long. Its product is annotated as cytochrome c oxidase subunit 5b-1, mitochondrial. Gene Ontology annotation, cellular component: respiratory chain complex IV; mitochondrial envelope. Lineage: Eukaryota; Viridiplantae; Streptophyta; Magnoliopsida; Asterales; Asteraceae. Gene Ontology annotation, biological process: mitochondrial electron transport, cytochrome c to oxygen. The record is from RefSeq and is a predicted model, not a curated record.
UAUUUCAUUUUCACCCUCUACGAAAAAUUUCCUCCUACAAAGUGUUGAAAAAGAAAAGUUCCCGUCGCCCAUUCAGAUCAACAGCCGAAAACCUAGGGUUCCGGUGAAGGUGAAACCAUGUGGAGACGAGCCUCUGCUAAGAUCUUAGCACUCCGAUCUGUUGCCAGGCCUAAUCGUAUCGUUACCUCUUCACUAUCGCCGGCGACUCUUCGGCCAUCCGCCACUGUUGUCGCUCGUCACUAUUCAGGAAGCGUUUCUAAGAAAGUCGAAGAUGUGAUGCCUAUUGCGACUGGUCACGAGCGUGAGGAGCUUGAAGCCGAGCUUGAGGGACGGGAUAUUCUUGAUAUCAAUUUUCCUGAAGGUCCAUUCGGUACCAAGGAAGCUCCUGCUAUUGUGAAAUCUUACUAUGACCAAAGAAUUGUUGGUUGCCCUGGUGCAGAAGGGGAGGAUGAGCAUGAUGUUGUUUGGUUUUGGCUAAAGAAAGGAGAAACACAUGAAUGCCCAGUCUGCUCACAAUAUUUCAAGUUGGAAGUAGUGGGCCCAGGAGGACUUCCAGAUGGACUAGACGAGGAUGAACAUCAUCAUCACUGAUUGAAAUUUCCAACUUUAAAAAAAAAAUGCCGGAAUAAAAAUCUGGUGAGAUUACUACUGCAGCAUCAGGAUUUAACAGGUCCUGUCUUUUCUUUUGUUUUGUUAUGUUAUGUUUGUUUCAUAUUAAUUUACUUUUAAACGUGUUGGUUUUUGGUCGAGAAUCAGAGCAUGCAUACAAUUUGAUUUUUCUUUGUGGAUUUUGGGGCAUGCUUUCUUCAUUUGAAUUGUGAAUGCCAUUGCUUGAAUGCAUUGAAAUAAUUAAUGGCUUAAAGCUUAGGCUCUUAGAGAUUCA